Batrachochytrium dendrobatidis JAM81 is the source of this 717-nucleotide messenger RNA. RefSeq lists its product as uncharacterized. Lineage: Eukaryota; Fungi; Chytridiomycota; Chytridiomycetes; Rhizophydiales. The transcript is spliced from 3 exons. Bases 420 to 602 code for a protein of 60 amino acids. The record is from RefSeq and is a predicted model, not a curated record.
CGCAGUACCUAGAUAUUGUACUUCCUUUUCAUACUACCUUUGCAGGAGAUCAAUCAAGCAUCCAACAGUCGUUUGAAUCUGAAAUAGACCAUGGCACCAAACCACUGUUCACAGACGAAGCAAAUACAGAGUCAUUUGUGACAGGUUUAGCACUACUUAAUUACAACAUCGCUUACCUAUGCUAUACACAAGGAGUCAAUAUUCCAUUUGAACGAUCUGUAAAUCUCUUGGAAAAUCUUGCUGCGUGUUGUCAGGCAAUAGAUCUUGGACGAGAGUUUGGACGACCACGAGAUACGGCAUUUACGAAAUCGCAGUUGUUUGAUUUGGAAGCAUCUAGCGUUAUUCAACUUCAUGCAGCGUGUUGGACAACGGGAAAGCCUUGGGAGCUUGUUAGCCCACCUACACAUGCAGAAGCGUUGAUGGGCGUCAAAGUAGACGAAUCUGCCCGCUCCGUAUCUUUAAAAUCACAGCACUCGAAAGCCAGUUUGGAAGAUGUCCCUGUUCAGCUUGUUGCUUUUGGUGCAGAGCCAACUGAAAAUGAGGACAGUGGUGAUGCGUGGCAUAUAGUAGAUGAAGAUGAAGGAGUCAGUAUGCAGAUUUGAUCCGUCGAGUAUUUAUUAGUCAUGGUCAGAAAAGUAGAUCAACAUUAUAGGAUUCAGUUUGAAUGUAAAUGUUACAAAAUAAAGGAAUCAAGUCUCAGUUUCGCCUUGCUAUCGC